AGCGAGGGGGCGGAGGGGUGGGGGGGCUGUGGGGAGUGGGAGGUGGGGAAAUGUCUCUAUUUAAAUAACCCCUAGUUUCCCCUGUUAACCAUCUUCGCUCAUUUCUUCAGCUUCCCCUGUCCCUUUCUCCAUUUCUCAAACUUUAUGGAAUUCCUUAUUGACUCUACCAAAAACACAGAGAACAUAUGCAACUGAAAUACUUAGGUGCAAGAAAAAGCUAUCAAUGGAGGAGAUAACGUCCCAAUGUUCUUCAUCCUCCUUUAUGUCGUUUUGUCAAGAUUCCUCUCCCCCACUCCAACAACGACUCCAGUUCAUCCUCCAAAGCCGGCCUGAAUGGUGGGUCUACGCUAUAUUCUGGCAGGCGUCCAAGGAUUCCACUGGCCGCCUUGUUUUAUCAUGGGGCGAUGGUCAUUUCCGUGGAACCAAAGAAUUUGCAGCCAAAGUUUGCAACAAGCAGAACCAACACAAAUUUGGGUUCAAUCUUGAAAGAAAGUUGACUGACAAAGAGUCUCAAAUCCUUUUCACUGAUGAUAUGGACAUGGACAGAUUGGCAGACGUGAAUGUUAUUGACUAUGAAUGGUUUUAUACAGUAUCAGUGACUAGAUCUUUCACUGUUGAGGAUGGAAUUCUUGGCAGGACAUUUGGAUCCGGAGCUUUUAUUUGGUUGACGGGAAACCAUCAGCUACAGAUGUACGAGUGUGAGAGAGUUAAAGAGGCUAGUAUGCAUGGAAUACAGACAUUGACCUGUGUUUCAACCUCUUGCGGAGUUGUUGAAUUGGGUUCCUCGGAUUCGAUCGAUAAAGAUUGGAGCCUAGUGCAACUCUGCAAAUCGCUCUUCGGGGGAGACUCAGCCUGUUUGGUCUCAAGGGAGCCAAGCCAUGAGUCUCAGCUUCAGAUUCCUAAUACUUCUUUCCUUGAUAUUGGCAUGUUUUCAGCUUCUCAGAAGGAGACCUCUACAGAGAAGCACAAUGAAUACGACAAAAAGAAAGAUGCCACUGGUCAAGGUCGGUCAUCAUCUGACUCUGCACGUUCUGAUUCUGAUGGAAAUUUUGUUGCUGGGAGUUCUGAUCGGUUCAAGAAAAAAGGAAGAAAGCAACUAAACGGCAAAGAAUUGCCUCUGAACCACGUUGAAGCAGAGAGGCAGCGCAGAGAAAGGCUGAAUCAUCGAUUCUAUGCACUACGAUCUGUAGUUCCUAAUGUGUCAAAGAUGGAUAAAGCAUCUCUACUAGCAGAUGCUGUUACUUACAUCGAGGAGCUCAAGGCCAAAGUUGAUGAAUUGGAGUCCAAACUACAAGCAGUAUCCAAGAAAUGCAAGAGCAUAAACGUCACAGACAAUCAAAGCACAGAUUCCAUGAUUGAUCACACCAGGUGUUCUUCAAGUUACAAAGUCAAGUCAAUGGAAUUGGAUGUGAAAAUUGUAGGAUCAGAAGCCAUGAUAAGAUUCCUUUCCCCAGAUGUUAAUUACCCAGGUGCGAGGUUGAUGGAAGUGCUUAAAGAAGUAGAGUUCAAAGUUCAUCACGCAAGCAUGUCAAGCAUCAAGGAGAUGGUGCUUCAAGAUGUUGUGGCUAGAGUUCCAGAUGGACUCACAAAUGAAGAUGUUGUGAGAAGUGCUAUUCUUCAAAGAAUGCAAAACUAAGCUACAGCUACUAGCAUAAAAUGUGGUCAACGUGUGUUCGUUUUUCGUUUUCCUCGAAUAAUUUGCACCUGCGUCUGUUAUGCGUGCCUCUCUAUGUAGUGUGUUUAAUCACAAAGAACAACAACAUUGUUAAAAUUGUUCUUUGGGUGCUCUUCGUUUUUCUAGCUUCUACUGUUCUUAAAAUAUCUGUUGUUCUUUGAGUGCUCUUCGUUUUUGUUGUUUCUAAUGUUCUUAAAAUCACUGUUCUUGUUUGAGUGUUCUUGUUUUUGUAAUUCUAUUGUUAUUUCCCUUUUUUUUUC
Hevea brasiliensis (rubber tree) is the source of this 1935-nucleotide messenger RNA. RefSeq names its product transcription factor MYC2. Gene Ontology annotation, biological process: regulation of DNA-templated transcription. Bases 224 to 1636 code for a protein of 470 amino acids. Gene Ontology annotation, cellular component: nucleus. Gene Ontology annotation, molecular function: protein dimerization activity; transcription cis-regulatory region binding; DNA-binding transcription factor activity. The transcript has a single exon. Lineage: Eukaryota; Viridiplantae; Streptophyta; Magnoliopsida; Malpighiales; Euphorbiaceae. The record is from RefSeq and is a predicted model, not a curated record.